Molecule: messenger RNA, 2358 nt
Organism: Lentinula edodes (shiitake mushroom)
Lineage: Eukaryota; Fungi; Basidiomycota; Agaricomycetes; Agaricales; Omphalotaceae
Exons: 2
Coding region: 1-2358 (785 amino acids)
Source: RefSeq, a predicted model, not a curated record
AUGACCUCGAUAAAGACCGAGUCUAUUCACGAGUUCAAUUAUCCACGCUCUACGUCUCCUACCAAAGAGUCUCUUAGACCAAAUGCUCAUCCAUAUGCUAUAAAAACUACUUCCACAGCGCUCCUUUCUCGCUCGAAUUCGUCUUCCAGAACUCAUGAUUCUUCUCAUCAUCACUAUGUUCCUCGGACUCCUCCAGCGACCAGCUUAGGUCACAGGAAACACGAGGGUGCUCACUACAGACAUCGUUACAGCUCUAGUUUGUCUUCCGAUAACAUACCUAGACCUCUACCCGUUCCACCUUCGCCUACAAAAGAAGCGGUGAACGACUCUUCCGGCAAACAUCCGCGGACAUUUUAUAACCCUGUGGUCUUCUCAGCACCUCUUACGCUUGAGGAUCUUCCUCCCAACCCGAAAUUGUGGACUCCUUCCCAACUCUGUGCAUAUCUUUCUACUGCCCUUCGGGUCAAAUCCGGAGAGUCGCUCCAACUUCCCGCUCCAGUGGCGCGCGAUAUUGCGAGCUUUGUUCGAGAGAGCAAGAUUACGGGAAGAAUUUUCCUCAGACUUGACGAAAAAGAUCUGGAGGCUUACGGUGUCAACAAGCUUUGGAAGAAUGCUUUACUUAAGACCUCACAGAACUUGCGCCAGAACGUCCUCAAAGGUCAGAUAUGGGGCUUUGUUGAGGAGCUUGAAGGAACUUCGAAUGGGAUCAACUUUCCAUCCGUGGGCGACGCCCACUCUGGAUCCAUUGAUGAGGAUGAAGAUGAAGAUUCUACUCCUCAUCGUAGACGUCGAUCGGCUUCACAACCUCAAACCACACGGUCACGAUUCAUUGCUGGAAGUACUGUCAAGUCUUUCAAUCAUCCAUUCCCGAAUGGUCUGCCCGUAUACUCUUCUGCAUCAUCAUCAUCAUCCUCCGACGACCUUUUUUUACCCACCGGUAUCAGUCCCUCGGUCUCGUUCACCACACGUUCGACUUCACCUAACGGUCAUUCUCAUUAUAUGCAUGACAAUCGAUCUCGUCACGGAAGAGUCAAGGGUAUGGUUGAUUCAUUUGAGCGUUCUUCCAGUUUUGAUGAAGGUGAUCCCACCUCAGCAAAACUGUUGCAAGAGAUCAAAGGCAACCGUGAGCUAGAUUUGGAAAAAUUGCGAAAGAUAAGGAGAGAAAGGAGUGGAAGUACCAGUAGUAUCUCGAAUGGCAGCUCUGGGAGCUCUCAUUCCCCUACCUCGUCUUCUGACGAUGGCAGCGAGCCUGGCGCUUUCGUCGGCUCUCCAGUGGAGGAAUACAAUGUCUCUACAAUCACUUCUUCGCGCCCUCUCCCGAAUCCUCCCCGAAACGAAAUAGAUGAUGUUCUCUUUGUUUCUGGACUUGAAGAACCUUCGAUCGAGGAACUCCUCGCUCAAGAAGGUAGAUUGGAAGAUGCGAUCAGCAGUCAUACCAGUCUAGCAACUUUGAAUUCCACAUUCAAAAAUCAAACCCCAAGUUUCGCAAAAGGCACCUUCUCAAUUUCGAAAGGUAAAGGUAGAGCGAAGAAACGGGGAGGCGUUUACGCGUGGGAGGAAGAGGUGGAGGACCUGGGAGCCGCAGCUCCAGGAAAAACUACCGUGAAGAGGGUUUUUUCUCAAAUUCCGAUUCCCGCAACCAUGAUGUCUUCUGCUUCCAGUGCUAAAGAUAUUUUUGAGGAACCAGAGAAUGUUAACGGAAACAUCCGGGAGGACCAACUACGAUCUGUGGACACAUCUUCUCCCGCUCCUGUAAAGUCAGGACAAGGUUCAGGAACUCAUACUCCGUCCAGACCUCUUCCGGAGAUUCCUCUGCACCCAUCGCUUGUCGCCCUGCCAGAACCAGGAGAUAUAUCUUUUAGCCCAGUAAGUCCCAAGGAGACGGACGAAGAAACAAGGUUACGUGCUUCUAUCGCCGAAAUAACCGGGCUCUUGCAAGCUUUUGAAGUCCGGUUAGCGGACGUAGAACGCAAGGUGGAUGUAUUAGAUGUUGAGCUCAAGGAACUUGAAGUAGCGAAUCUAGUCAGGAACAAGCAGCAGGCCGAAGACGGUGUGCAAAUCAAGGACGAAACAGAACAAAUGACACGCGAAGAUAAAGUGGAAGAAGUAAAUGAGCCUAUUUUCCUUUCCGAAUGGCCUAUCAUGCGCAAGGUCAUAAACCGCGUAUUCCGUUUUUCGCCUGCCGGACAACUUCCGUCCAUUGGAUCUCGUGUAUUUCAUUCGCAAUAUUGGCGUUCUCCUUCACAUAUCAAUCCGCAGACACUCUCCCAGCUUCCGCCCUAUGUUCUACUCGUUGGGUUGGGCGUGUGUGCCGUGGUGCUCAGGGUGGUCGCGCGAAGGUUAACUGGGAAAAGAUAA